Molecule: messenger RNA, 2101 nt
Organism: Megalobrama amblycephala (Wuchang bream)
Lineage: Eukaryota; Metazoa; Chordata; Actinopteri; Cypriniformes; Xenocyprididae
Exons: 6
Coding region: 192-1379 (395 amino acids)
Source: RefSeq, a predicted model, not a curated record
CUGGGUCCUCCCACCUGAUAAACAAUAGCAAUCAACCUGAUUGGUCUGCUUGACGAUGACAUCACACAACUGGGGGUCUAUACAUACUGCAGGUUGUGAAUCACACAUUUACUUUGAUUUCAAAUCAGACUACGGAUACCACCUUUUGACUUUUGCAAGGACAUCUUGAACUUUUAAGUUGAAACUUGAAAAUGGCAUCAGAAUCCAACAUGCAGAAAUCUGACCGUCGCAUUGUUCACUGCCUGCUGUGUGAAAAACCACAGGACAUGCUGACGACGCACCUGAGUAGGGUCUGCAUGAAACACAGCACGCCCGAAGAACGUCUGGAGGAGGCGAACAGGGCCAAGGAGUCCACCAAGGCGUGGACACGGGAAGCCAGAAACUGGGACUACAAGGAGAUGGUUAAACGUUACCCCCACAGACCAUCUAGGCUGGCUCUUCUGGAAGAGCUGCGCCAAAGAAAGUUUUUCGUGGCCAACGCUCCUAACCAGGCAGACCUGGAACCCGAAGAACCGUCCAGCAGCACAGCUGACCUUCCCACAGCCAGUGGCCUUUCUGCAGCAGCCGGUGGCAGCUCUGAAGCGGCUGGUGUCAGCUCUCAAGCGGCUGGUGGUGUCUUGGUUUCGGAGGAAAGCAGCUCUGAAGGCAGCACCACCGAUCCAAGUGACAAAACAUGGCAAAGAGAUCAAGCGCAGCCGAGCGCAGGUGUCCGGGUCAAAAUGAUGAGCAUGGGGCUCUAUCAAAAAUUCCCUGCAGAAGAGGCCAUGUUACAAGACUUCAAGGGCUACUUGAUUAACACCCUGCAGGUCCCAAACUGCCAGCAAGUGAUAGACAACGUCUCCAGGAUGCUGAGAUACAUCCAGCCAAGUGGGGAUAAAGUCACCUUAGACUUCCUGCUAAAGUCCACUGAGACCAAGGACUUCCUCACCCAACUCCGGCGCGCUGACAUGGGCCCCGCCACCAUACUGAACUACAUAAAGAACAUGAUCCGGUUUGUUCAGUAUCUGAAGACCCACCUCAACUUGGUUGCAGCAGAUCCUGACUUCUACAGGAAGUGUCAGGCCUACAUCGACCUCCUCACUUCCCUCAGAAAGCCAGUUUCCAAGUCGAACAGCAAGGUCACUUGUAAAAUCAGGUAUGAACGGUUCAUUGAGGGUGAGAAGAGCCUUCAGGAGUGCCAGGCAGUCCUCCGGAAGGCCAAGAAAGACAUGCUGUCCGUUUAUGGGAGGAUGCUGGAAGGUGACCAUGUGGCUUCAGAGGAAAAGACCAUUUUCCACUACUACUGUGAAGCAAUCCUGAUCCUCGGUCACUUCCAGAGACCAGGAGCGGUGGAGGGAUUAACUGUAAGUGGUUUAGUUUUUGUGGGGGCAUCAGCCUAAACAGAUUAUAUUGGGUAGUCUGCAAAGAGGACGUUUAUGUCAGUUAUUCACUCUGAGUUUUUUUUUUUUUUUUUUCAGACGGCAGAGUGGGAUAACAGGAAAAAUUCUGGGGGAAAGGUGUGUGUGGCUGUCAGCGAACACAAGACUGCGGCAAUGCAGAUCGCCGUGUUUGCCCUAACAAUGGAGGAGGCAGCAGUAAGUACACUUUGCACAGACUAAAUUGCCUUACCAUAAAAUACAGUAACACCAGCAAUGAACCAACAGAUAUUAACAGAUUUUUUUUUUGUUUGUCUCUGCAGAUGCUGGACGCAUACUACACCUGGAUCCGCCCUGACUGCAUCCAGCCGGAUGUAGAUCACGGAAACAGGUUGUUUGUCUCAACAUCGGGCACGAAGAUCAGGAGUGCAACCAAUGACCUCAGUCGUCUGCACGCACACUACAAACUGCCCAACAUCAAGAGCCAGCAGGUACGCAGGACCGUGGAGACAGAUGCGGCUGCAAACUUCACAGAGGAGCAGAAGGCGUCUGUCGCACACUACAUGGCCCAUUCGACGGCAGUGGCAAAUCAGCACUAUCGAAUGAAGACCCUGGACUCUGUGGUGGCAACCUCAAACCUGCUCAGCUCCAUGAGUCGGUAUGUAAUUAUCUGAAACGGUUAUAAUUAUGUUUCUCAACGCUCAUCCGUCAGUUUGUCAGUGUGUAACCGUGAAACCUUUUCAAUG